CCCCGCUUAAAGCUUCAGCUCCGACUUUUUUUUCCCCUUCCUUUGGGGUGGUGGCUGUUUGCUCAAGUUCCAGUCGGACGCGACACAGGGAGUCGGCGUGUUGCGUGUUGCUGUUCGCGCUUCAGUGGCGGUUUUGCGUUUGGCUUGUCUUAAUUUGAUCUUCUCCCCCUCCCACACACACACACUUCCAGGACCCGGUCGGGCUUGCCUCGGUGUCGUGACUGAAGUGGGGAGAAGCUUUCUGUUCGGUUUUCUCUCCUUUUUUUUCCCCCUCUUCCUCCCUCCCUCCCUCUUUUUUGUGGGGGGGGGUUGUUUUGCUUUUGGAAAGGGGAGGAAAAGCAACUUCGCGGGAACAAAGACGGGUCUGUUCUUGCACCCGAACCGGCAGCUGACGUGACCCGGAGACGGACCGGACCGGACCGGACCGAUGCAGGCCAUCAAGUGUGUGGUUGUCGGGGACGGGGCUGUUGGUAAAACAUGCCUGCUUAUCAGCUAUACCACCAAUGCAUUCCCUGGAGAGUACAUCCCAACAGUGUUCGACAAUUACUCUGCCAAUGUGAUGGUUGAUGGGAAGCCUGUCAACCUGGGACUGUGGGAUACUGCGGGACAGGAGGAUUAUGACAGGCUGCGUCCUCUGUCCUACCCACAGACGGAUGUGUUCUUGAUCUGCUUCUCCCUUGUGAGCCCUGCGUCUUUUGAAAAUGUCCGCGCCAAGUGGUAUCCUGAAGUGAGACACCAUUGCCCAAACACUCCCAUCAUCCUUGUGGGCACCAAGCUUGAUCUGAGAGACGACAAGGACACCAUUGAGAAGCUGAAGGAGAAGAAGCUCACUCCCAUCACCUACCCCCAGGGCCUGGCCAUGGCCAAAGAGAUCGGUGCGGUGAAGUACCUGGAGUGCUCAGCUCUCACACAACGAGGCCUUAAGACAGUGUUCGACGAAGCCAUCCGGGCAGUCCUGUGCCCACCUCCCGUGAAGAAGAGGAGGAGGAAGUGCAGGCUGUUCUAAACCCACACACUGACGAGAGAAAAACACCACUGCAGUCUGAGCUCACCUGGGGGAAGAGCAGAUAACACGGAGCGUAUGCAUUCAGAUAUGCCAUUUUGUUUCUCUUCUAUUGUAAUUAGUACUUCUUAUAAUCCUUUGGUGUUAUAAAUAAAAUCUUAGUCAGGUUUUUAUCGUUAGCUCUCGGGGAGAGGGGAAGACUCUUACCCUCACCCAAAUCCCCUCCCCCCAAAAAAAGAAAAAUAACUGCUGCCUUUUUAAAAAUUACUUUUUAUAAUCUUUCGGUAAAGGUAAACAGCUGGGCUCUUUUCCCCUUUCUUCCCUUCCUCUGUAGAGUGCAUAGUGUUUACAGUCUUCAGCCGUAUUGAAUUGACAAGUUGCCAAAAUGCCGACUACAAUUAAUUGUGGGUCUUUGGAAGUGGGGUUGCAAACACUACACAGGCAAACCGAGUGUUUGCUAUUUUACAGUUUCGCUUCUUUGCAAAGUGAAGAUGAAGUCCAGGCUUGUUUAAAGGGGUCUUCGGAAAAAGAAAUGGUUCACGAUGGGGGAAAAAAAUAAAUUAAAAAGAGGAGCGUAUCUGCUCCAGUAAUUAGUACGCCUUGUUCCCGAAUGCUAGCCUGUUUACUAUAUAGCCAUGCAAAGCAAGUCAGAGAAUAAUGCUAAUAGAAGAUUUUUGCUGUGAUCAUCAGAAUGGAGUUGAUUCCCAAUAAAUGGCUUUAUUGGUAUAAGAAUAGGUUGUAUAAGAAUCCAUCUCUUACUGCAGUUUCUAAACAAAAUAAAAACGUGUUUAUUGGGAAGGGUAUUUUGUCCACAUGCUUAUUUGAAAAGUAGUGAACCUAAAUUGUCUUCUUUGUGGUAUUUGAAGGGAAGUUGCAGUAUUUUCAAUAUCUUGUGCUUCAGUAGGAGUGUUGAAACUCAACUGGUAGAACGUCAUCUCUCUGUUUUAGCUUGACCUGCCCUUCUAGUCCCUUCCGUUGCCGAAGGCUCGUCACUUGAUUUAAUGGUCUGAAAACCCCCACUGUUAAAUAGGGAGCUGCUUACUAAUGACCGUGUUCUGAGACUGGAUUGCCAGGGUAUUGUGUUGUGAAGCUCUAAGCCUGGGAUAUACAUUCAGGGUUUCUGUACCUUUAUUGGUAUUGGGGCAUUUAUAAUCGCAUUUUAAGCCAUUCCCUUGUUUAAAAUAAACCGUAUUAAGCCCGUCAUUUUCUUAAAAGUCCAUUUGCAUCUUGUAACACUUUUUUUCCUUCUUUGAAUACUGUAAUAAUAGAGGUUAGGUGAAUUAGGGUUUUCAAUUAAAUACUUGACAGCUUGGCUUUGCUGGUGAUGACAGAAUUAAAUAUAAUCGUUUGGUGUUUUAA
Lepisosteus oculatus (spotted gar) is the source of this 2362-nucleotide messenger RNA. RefSeq names its product Rac family small GTPase 1a (gene rac1a). Gene Ontology annotation, molecular function: protein kinase binding; GTP binding; GTPase activity. Lineage: Eukaryota; Metazoa; Chordata; Actinopteri; Semionotiformes; Lepisosteidae. The record is from RefSeq and is a predicted model, not a curated record. Gene Ontology annotation, biological process: cortical cytoskeleton organization; establishment or maintenance of cell polarity; engulfment of apoptotic cell. Gene Ontology annotation, cellular component: cytoplasmic vesicle; dendritic spine; cytoskeleton.